AUGUCACUGAACAACUGGACCGCUGUUAUACAUCCGGACGCCAAGCUCAGUACGGAAGAUCUAGAGCAGGCCUAUGAACGUGAAGCAGAAAUCUUAGGCUCGAGUCUCGGCGACGGGGCGGUCACUCGCAAAGAAAUCAUACCUGAUAUUAACACCCUCGCUGAUAUUGCGGUCUUGUGCGAAACUUUGGACUGGUUGAGCGCUAACAUCAGAAGUCUGCCAUCCAUGCUCGGUGGUCCAGGAGGAUUGAACAAGCUUCCUGAAAAGUUCUUAAGCGAUAUCUCUGCUCACGUCAAGCAGUUAGACGAAAUGUCACAUAAAUGCUUGCUGUUCUUACAUUUAGAGCUCCGCAUCGAGUGCUUCCACUACCUGGGCCAGGAGGAGCGCAGCGAGGACGCGGGCGCGGCGGACGAGGCGGGCGCGGGCGGCGCGGCGCAGCUGGCGCAGGCGCUGCUGGGCUUCCACGAGCUGGCGGCGGGCGUGCUGGCGCCGCGCCGCCUGGGCUACGUGCUGGGCGGGCUGGGCGCCAUGAUGUCGGCGGGCGUGGUGUGGCGCUGGCAGGGCGCGGCGGGCGGCGCGGGCGCGGGCGCGGCGCGGCUGGCCACGUCGCGGCUGGCCACGCUGCGCCACUGCCUGGCCGCGCUGGGCCUGCCGCACUCCGGCCUGCACCGCGCGCACGCAUACCUGCACCUGCUCGGCUGCUCGCCCAACGAAAUAAUAACAUCAGUUCGCGAGAAAGGCGCUCAGUUCACUGAACUAGAAUACCUAAAUGCAUUCAAAGUGAUCGAGACUCGCCGCGGCAUUUCUCCCGCUGAUAUGAAGAUGCACCUCAAACAACUUUCUGCUGCAUUAGGACAUGUUGGUGUUACUGUAUAG
This is a messenger RNA of Spodoptera littoralis (African cotton leafworm), 876 nucleotides long. Lineage: Eukaryota; Metazoa; Arthropoda; Insecta; Lepidoptera; Noctuidae. The record is from the annotation of a GenBank genome assembly.